AAACCCUAGAGAGAGAGAGAGAGAGGUCAGAGAGAGAGAGAGAGAGAGAUGGGACGUGUGAUUAGGGCACAGCGUAAGGGAGCAGGCUCCGUUUUCAAAUCCCACACUCACCACCGCAAAGGUCCGGCGAGGUUCAGGAGUCUCGAUUUCGGCGAACGGAAUGGUUACCUCAAAGGUGUUAUCACCGAAAUCAUCCACGAUCCCGGCCGUGGUGCUCCUCUUGCUCGCGUUAUUUUCCGACAUCCUUUCCGGUACAAGCAUCAGAAGGAACUCUUUGUCGCCGCCGAGGGGAUGUAUACCGGUCAGUUUGUGUUUUGUGGUAAGAAGGCUAAUUUGAUGGUCGGAAACGUGCUUCCUCUUAGAUCUAUUCCUGAAGGAGCUGUUGUGUGCAAUGUUGAACAUCAUGUCGGUGACCGUGGUUCGUUUGCUAGGGCUUCUGGUGAUUACGCGAUUGUUAUCAGUCAUAAUCCUGAUAACGGCACCACCAGGGUUAAGCUUCCAUCUGGUGCCAAGAAAAUCGUGCCAAGCGGGUGUCGGGCUAUGAUUGGGCAGGUUGCUGGUGGUGGACGUACCGAGAAGCCUAUGCUGAAGGCUGGUAACGCGUAUCACAAGUUCCGAGUCAAGAGGAACUGCUGGCCCAAGGUUCGUGGUGUGGCUAUGAACCCUGUUGAGCAUCCCCAUGGUGGUGGUAACCAUCAACAUAUUGGUCACGCAAGUACCGUUCGUCGUGAUGCACCACCCGGUCAAAAGGUUGGUCUUAUUGCCGCUAGGAGGACUGGUCGGCUCAGAGGUCAAGCGGCUGCAACUGCCUCCAAGGCCGACAAGUAAAACACCAUUUCGUUGGAUUAUGAUGGUAUGGUUUUUUUUUUGGAUAUUUUCGUUUCAAGAAUUACUGUUUCUGUGUGUUGGGUAUCGAGAAAUUAUCGUAGUUCAGUUUUGGCUUAAGUGUUACAUUUGAGGAUUAAUUUACAGAUUUGUGAUCCAUUACUGAUAGCUAUGCUAUUGUUUGUUUUAUC
Cynara cardunculus var. scolymus (artichoke) is the source of this 1016-nucleotide messenger RNA. Its product is annotated as 60S ribosomal protein L8-like. Gene Ontology annotation, cellular component: cytosolic large ribosomal subunit; ribosome. NCBI's taxonomy places the organism in Eukaryota, Viridiplantae, Streptophyta, Magnoliopsida, Asterales, Asteraceae. Gene Ontology annotation, biological process: cytoplasmic translation. Gene Ontology annotation, molecular function: structural constituent of ribosome; RNA binding. The transcript has 2 exons. The record is from RefSeq and is a predicted model, not a curated record. Bases 49 to 828 code for a protein of 259 amino acids.